UUUCUGAAAUGAAAUGUCAGAAAGUGUAUUUUGUAUUUUAAGGGGUUCCUUUCUUUGCCAGAUAAUAUGAGUAUUCAUCUUCCCUGGCUCUUGGUGAUGUUCUUGAAGAACUUCCUGACUGAGACUGCCCCUCAGACUCCUCCUUGGGGCUUUAUUUUUGCUUCUUAUGAAGUAACCAUCCCAAAGUCAUUAACCCCCAAAUCCAGACAACAGAACCCCCAGAAUAUCUCAUACUUGUUUCACAUUGAGGGGAGGAGUCUUGUGAUACACCUUAGGCAGAAGAGAGGCUUAAUCCCCAAGCAUUUGCCUGUCUUCACCUACAGUAAGGAUGGAGAUCUCCAGCUAGAUUAUCCAUUCAUCAGGGAUGACUGUUAUUAUGAUGGUGUUGUACAGGGUGAACCCUUCUCUUUGGCCAUCAUCAGCACUUGCUCUGGAGGACUCAAGGGUCUACUGCGAUUUGAAAAAAAGAUUUAUGAAAUAGAGCCAGUUCUGGAAUCUGCUACAUUUCAACAUGUGGUCUUUCGAUUAGAAGAAAAGGUGGGUGCCAUUCAAAUGAAGUGUGGCCUAACACAGGAAGAGCAAAGACAUCAAGAAGCCAUGCUCCUAGAUCUUGACAAAACAAUGAACAAAAUUACAUCUAAAGGAGACUGGUGGUCACAUGAUAGGUAUGCAGAGAUUGCUAUUGUGAUUGAUCAUGAACGAUUUUUGAAAUUUGACAAAAAUGAAACUCUCACUGCUAUAUAUAUUCUGGAUAUCUUCUACAUUGCAAAUGCAAUGUAUGAUCCUCUUUCUGUUCAUUUGUCUAUAGCUGGACUAGAAAUAUGGUCACAAAGAAACCUUAUACCAAUUAGUAAUGACAUAUUUAAAACACUUGAGGAAUUCACUAACUGGAGAAGAGACUCAUUACUUAAUCGUUUACCGAAUGAUGCUGGUCACUUAUUUAUUUUUAAGAAUUUUGGUCGUGCAUUAGGAUUGGCAUACUUAGGGAUGAUUUGUGAUGAUAACAGGGGAUCAGGUGUUGAAUCAUAUGUUACUUCCAGUUUGUUCCAUAUUUCUAACACAUUUGUCCAUGAACUAGGACAUAAUCUUGGCAUGCAACAUGAUUCGAAGUACUGUGUAUGUGAUCGACCGAAAUGCAUUAUGGCCCCAGCACAAGGAGCAACUGAUAGGUUUAGCAACUGCAGUUAUAAUGAUUACUUCAGUCGAAGAAAUUCUAACUGUUUGUUAAUUCCGCCAGACCCUAAUAAAAUAUUUAAAAUCAAAUUCUGUGGCAACAAAGUGGUAGACAAUGGAGAGCAAUGUGACUGUGGUACCAAAGCUGAAUGUCAGCUGGAUCCGUGUUGUCAAUCUAAUUGUAAAUUACGUUUAGGGGCCACUUGUGCUUUUGGACAGUGUUGUAUCAAGUGUCAGUAUCAAGUAGCUGGAACGGUUUGCCGAAAUAAAGCAAGCAGUUGUGAUCUCCCUGAGUACUGCAAUGGGCUUUCUGAGAGGUGUCCUGAAGAUGCUUAUGUGCAAGAUGGUGCCCCGUGCAGUGAUGGUGCGUACUGUUUUCGUGGGAAUUGCAAUACUCAUGAUAUACAGUGCAAAACCAUCUUUGGCAGAAAAGCAACAGUCGCUUCAGAAGUUUGCUUUAGAGAAAUGAAUAUUCAAGGUGAUCGGUUUGGCAACUGUGGCUUGGGACAUGGAAUUUAUAACAAAUGCAUAGCUGAGAAUAUCCUGUGUGGCCGUAUCCAGUGCGAAAAUGUGGAAAGCUUGCCUUCUUUGGAGGAUCACACCACCAUAGUUCAGACUUCCAUAGGCAAUAAACAAUGUUGGGGAACUGACUACCACAGUGGGAUGAAGAUCAUCGAUAUCGGAGCAGUGAGAGAUGGCACUCCUUGUGGCAAUGGCAUGAUGUGUAUUGACAGGAAAUGUGUUAAUGUGUCCCUCUUGGGAUAUGAUUGUAAUGUCGCAAAGUGCCACAAUCGGGGAAUAUGCAACAAUUUCAAACAUUGUCACUGUGAGGAAGGCUGGGCUCCCCCAGACUGCCUAGAGAAAGGCAAUGGUGGUAGUAUUGACAGUGGCCCACCCCCUCUGUAUGAACGCCAGAGAUUUUAUCGCAAAAUGAAUAUUAUCUUAGCGAUUGUAUUUCCUCUUUGCGCACUUGUUCUUUCUUGUGCUGGUUUCAAGAACCGAAUUAUAUAUAGGAUUGGAAAGUUGGAGGAAAGAUCUAGUCAACAGGAAUGA
This is a messenger RNA of Python bivittatus (Burmese python), 2226 nucleotides long. The record is from RefSeq and is a predicted model, not a curated record. NCBI's taxonomy places the organism in Eukaryota, Metazoa, Chordata, Lepidosauria, Squamata, Pythonidae.